AUGGGUAAUCGAGCAUGGGGAGUUCAAUGGGCACUGAAACCGACUGAGUACGUCUUGCAAACUGCCACUGAGAAAUGUAAAGAGGUGUCCUCGGAUGGACAUAUUCUGGAGAAGCCUGAUGACCACGCUCAUGCUUUGGAAAUGCUGAAGGCUCUACGAGGAAAGACCCAUGAGGUUAGCACUGGAGUCUGUAUUGUGUGUAAAUGGUCGGAUGGCACCACCAAGAAACGACAGUUCACUACUACUACUAGAGUUACCUUUGCCGCGAACAUCACUGAUGAGGAUCUGCAAGCCUAUAUAGAGACGGAGGAGCCUAUGGGGAAAGCUGGUGGCUACGGCAUACAGGGUAUCGGCGGCCUCCUCGCAUGCAAGGUCGAGGGUUGUUAUUCUAACGUGGUUGGCUUACCUGUACACGACACUGCUCGAGCUAUAGCCGAGAUACUGUCAGAUGGCCAUUGA
This is a messenger RNA of Perkinsus marinus ATCC 50983, 459 nucleotides long. Its product is annotated as maf protein, putative. Gene Ontology annotation, molecular function: nucleoside triphosphate diphosphatase activity. NCBI's taxonomy places the organism in Eukaryota, Perkinsozoa, Perkinsida, Perkinsidae. The coding region runs from base 1 to 459 and encodes 152 amino acids. The transcript has 6 exons. The record is from RefSeq and is a predicted model, not a curated record.